Messenger RNA from Styela clava, 8587 nucleotides. RefSeq names its product multifunctional protein CAD-like. Gene Ontology annotation, biological process: L-glutamine metabolic process; 'de novo' pyrimidine nucleobase biosynthetic process; L-arginine biosynthetic process. The record is from RefSeq and is a predicted model, not a curated record. Gene Ontology annotation, cellular component: cytoplasm; carbamoyl-phosphate synthase complex. Lineage: Eukaryota; Metazoa; Chordata; Ascidiacea; Stolidobranchia; Styelidae. Gene Ontology annotation, molecular function: metal ion binding; hydrolase activity, acting on carbon-nitrogen (but not peptide) bonds, in cyclic amides; carbamoyl-phosphate synthase (glutamine-hydrolyzing) activity.
AUUAAUUGAACAAAGUUUCUAUGCAUUACAGAAAAUUUUAAAAUAGUAGACUAGUUUUGACGAUCAUGUCCGAGUGCAAAGAAAAGCCAACAACUCUUGUACUUGAAGAUGGAUCAAAAUAUAAUGGCUUUUCUUUUGGUGAAGAAGCGGAUGUAGCUGGUGAAAUUGUAUUUCAGACUGGAAUGGUUGGAUAUCCAGAAUCUCUUACUGAUCCUUCCUAUAGAAGACAGGUUUUGGUUCUUACCUAUCCACUUAUUGGUAACUAUGGAAUUCCAGCAGAUGAUGAUAUAGAUGAAUAUGGACUUUCGAAGUGGUUUGAAUCACAAAAAAUACAUGUUGCUGCUCUCGUUGUUGGUGAGUGCUGUGAAAAGUACAGCCAUUGGUCUGCCAGGCAAUCGUUGUCCAAUUGGCUAAAAAAGCAGGGAAUCCCAGGUAUAAUGGGCAUUGAUACAAGGCAGCUCACGAAACACAUUCGGUCACAAGGCACAAUGCUUUGUAAAGUGUUAAAAGGUAAUGCUAGUAUUGAAGACAGUGAACGAUUGCCAUUUUUGGAUCCGAACAAAAUCAAUCUUGUCGCUGAGGUUUCGUCAAACGCCCCAGUUACUUAUAAUCCAGAAGGAGAUGUCCAUAUUAUUGCAGUAGAUUGUGGAAUAAAGUAUAACCAAAUAAGAUGCUUUUGUAGGAGAGGAGCAAAAGUUACAGUUGUGCCGUGGGAUUUCAAUUUUCAGCAAUUAGAUCAUGAUGGACUUUUUCUCAGCAACGGCCCUGGGAAUCCGGAAACAUGUUUGCCGACUAUCGAAUAUAUCAAAACGUCUGUACAACUCAAGAAGCCGAAACCAAUUUUUGGAAUUUGUCUCGGACAUCAGCUACUCGCUCUUGCAAUAAAUGCUCAAACAAGAAAAAUGAAAUACGGAAACCGUGGUCACAAUCAACCUUGCAAGCUUGAGGGAACAAACAGGUGUUUUAUAACAUCGCAAAACCAUGGAUUCGCUGUGGAUGCAACUACACUUCCGGAUGACUGGUCUGUUCUCUUUACAAAUGCAAAUGAUAACUCAAACGAAGGUAUUGUUCACAAAACUUUGCCCUUCUUCAGUUGUCAAUUUCACCCUGAGCACAUGGCUGGUCCGGAAGAUCUUGAAGUGCUAUUUGAUGUAUUUUUAGAGAAAGUGAGAUUGAACAAAGCUGGAGAAAGUGACUCCAAAUCUAUGUAUGAAUCCAUACAUUCCUCUAUUGUAAGUAACAUUCCGCAACCAGUCACAGAAAAGCCACCACAAAAAGUUCUGAUUCUCGGUUCUGGAGGUUUGAGCAUAGGCCAGGCAGGCGAAUUUGAUUAUUCUGGUUCGCAAGCAAUCAAGGCCUUACGAGAGGAAAACAUUAGAACUGUUUUGAUCAACCCCAAUAUUGCCACAGUACAAACGACAAAAGGCCUAGCUGAUAAAGUAUAUUUCUUGCCGAUUACUCCUCAAUAUGUCGACCAGGUUAUAAAAAGUGAAAGACCAGAUGGUAUAUUACUAACUUUUGGUGGACAAACCGGUUUAAAUUGUGGCGUUGAAUUGCAAAAAAGUGGGAUUUUGAAAGAAUAUAAUGUUAAAGUUCUUGGCACGCCUGUUUCUUCUAUUGAAAUGACAGAAGAUAGAAAAGUGUUUGCUGAUAAAAUGCUUGAAAUUGGAGAGAAAGUCGCUCCGAGCGAUGCAGCAUAUAAUCUAGAAGCUGCAAGAAAGAUCGCAAAGAAGCUUGGUUAUCCUGUACUCGUCAGAUCUGCUUAUGCUCUGGGAUUAGGUUCUGGAUUUGCAAAUGAUGAAAGUGAACUUGACAAAAUUGUGCAAGCAGCGUUUGCUCAAUCUCAAGUGUUUAUUGAUAAAUCUUUGAAAGGUUGGAAAGAAGUAGAAUAUGAAGUAGUACGAGAUGCUUAUGACAACUGUAUCACAGUUUGCAACAUGGAAAAUGUCGAUCCUCUCGGCAUUCACACUGGGGAAUCGAUUGUUGUAGCACCUACAACUCUAACAAAUAAGGACUACAAUAGACUUCGGACUACAGCAAUCAAGUGCAUUCGUCACCUCGGUGUCAUUGGCGAAUGCAAUAUCCAAUAUGCAGUGAAUCCUGAAUCUGAUGAAUUUUAUAUCAUUGAAGUGAACGCCAGACUUUCAAGAAGUUCAGCCUUAGCUAGCAAAGCAACCGGCUACCCAUUGGCCUAUGUGGCUGCCAAACUUGCCUUGGGAAAAUCUUUACUUGAGCUUCGUAACAACGUAACUGAGCAAACUACAGCGAAUUUUGAGCCGAGUUUAGAUUACUGUGUUGUCAAAAAUUCCAAGAUGGGUUUGAGAAAAUUCCAUAGAGUUAGCACUAAGAUAGGAAGCAGCAUGAAGAGUGUCGGUGAGGUAAUGGCGAUUGGACGAUGUUUCGAAGAAGCAAUUCAAAAAGCACUGAGAAUGGUUUGCCGAGAUUGGAAUGGAUUUUCAUAUGAUCUUGCAGAAGUUAGUGACGAUGAUUUAUCUACACCGACAGAUAAAAGGAUUUUUGUGCUCGCUGCUGCACUCAGAGCUGAAUAUAGCAUAGAUAAGUUAUAUGACUUGACUAAAAUCGAUAGAUGGUUUUUGCACAAAUUUCAAAAUAUCAUUAACAUGACAAGGGUUCUUGAAGGUUACAAGUACGUUGCAUCUCUGCACGAUGAUUUUCAACCAGUACCAAAAGAAAUACUACUUCGAGCAAAACAGUUAGGAUUUUCUGACAAGCAAAUAGCUGUUGCAAACAAAUCAACAGAAACUUCAUACAAAAAUGUCGUAAAGAGUAUAAUAUCUCCGCAUGUGAAAUGUAUUGAUACUUUGGCCGCAGAAUGGCCAGCAGUUACAAAUUAUCUCUAUUUGACAUAUAAUGCGAAUGAAAGUGAUACCGAUUUUCUGGGUGGUCAUAUCAUGGUAAUUGGUUCCGGUGUAUAUCGCAUAGGUAGCAGUGUGGAAUUUGAUUGGUGUGCUGUACAAUGUAUCACUGAACUGCGAAAAACUGGGAUAUAAAACAAUCAGUUGAAUUGCAAUCCUGAGACUGUAAGCACUGAUUAUGAUGUUUGUGACAAGCUAUAUUUUGAGGAAAUCACACUUGAAAUUGUGAUGGAUAUCUAUGAAAAAGAGCAGCCGGAGGGUGUCAUCCUUAGCAUGGGAGGUCAAUUGCCAAACAAUAUUGCAAUGGGGCUUCACAGACAGCAAGUAAGAAUUUUGGGAUCAUCUGCUGAAUCAAUCGACAAUGCUGAAAAUCGAUUUAAAUUUUCGAGAAUGCUGGACAAUGUCAAUAUUAGUCAGCCACAAUGGAAAGAGUUGACAACAGCUUCCUCUGCAGAAGAGUUUUGUGAUCUUGUGGGAUAUCCUUGCCUUGUAAGACCGUCCUAUGUUCUCAGUGGUGCUUCCAUGUCUGUUAUUCACUCACCUAACGAACUGAAAGAAUAUCUUAUAAAUGCGGGCCAGGUUUCUAAAGAACAUCCGGUAGUAAUAUCUAAAUUUAUUUUGGAAGCCAAAGAAAUAGACGUAGAUGCUGUUGCCAAAGAUGGAGAAGUGAUUGCAAUGGCAGUUUCAGAACACGUAGAAAAUGCUGGCGUGCAUUCUGGUGAUGCAACAUUGGUCACACCACCUCAGGAUUUGAACCGAGCAACUCUAGAAAAGAUUGAUCAAAUCGUCUGUGCCAUUGGUAUUGAGCUCGAAGUGAAUGGCCCUUUCAAUUUGCAACUCAUAGCAAAGGAUAAUGAGUUGAAAGUUAUUGAGUGUAAUGUUCGUGUAUCAAGGUCAUUUCCUUUUGUAUCUAAGACUCUGAAUUAUGAUUUUGUUGCAGCUGCAACUAAAGUAAUGGUGAAUCACCCAGUUGAAACUGUAGGUUGUGUACUGGAGGCAGAAAGAGUUGGUGUGAAAGUUCCUCAAUUCUCUUUUGCUAGAUUAGGUGGCGCUGAUGUGACUGGUGUUGAAAUGGCAUCUACAGGUGAAGUUGCAUGUUUUGGAAGCAGCAGAGAGUCUUAUUUAAAAGCGCUGCAGAGCACUGGAUUCCGAAUGCCAAAGAAAAAUAUUUUCUUGUCAAUUGGAAGUUACAAACACAAAGCUGAACUUCUACCAUCAGUCCGAUUAUUGCAUAGAAUGGGGUAAUGCCUUUUUGGUAGCCUUGGUACUGCUGUUUACACUGAACAUGGAAUUGAAAUUAAAUCAGUUGAUUGGCCUUUUGAUGAAGCAAGUGUCAGAGGUAGUUCUGACCAGCAGCUGUCAAUAAUGGACCGUUUAGCUGACAACCAAUUUGAUCUUGUAAUUAAUUUACCCAUGCGAAAUGGCGGUUCAAGGCGCAUUUCAUCGUUCAUGACGCAUGGAUAUCGUGCUCGUAGAAUGGCCGUCGAAUAUUCUAUUCCUCUAAUAACGGAUGUGAAAUGUGCAAAACUGUUUGUUCAAGCUUUGAGAGAUGUUGGUGGGGAACCGAAAGUUCAACCCCGUCUUGACUGCAUCACUUCCCGCAUGUUAAUUAAACUUCCUGGUCUUAUAGAUGUGCACGUCCACGUACGAGAACCUGGUCAGACUCAUAAGGAAGAAUAUUCAACUUGUACAGCAAGUGCUUUGGCUGGUGGAAUCACCAUGAUCUUAGCAAUGCCUAAUACCAGUCCUGCAGUGAUUAAUGAAGAAACCAUAAAACUUACCAAGAGCCUUGCCGAAGCUGGUGCGCGAUGUGACUAUGGAAUUUACAUGGGAGCAGCGAAAGAAAAUGCCUUGGAUGCCGCGAGUGCAAGUGAAUAUGCAAUCGCCCUUAAAAUGUAUUUGAAUGACACUUUUACUACGCUAAAAAUGGAUAACAUGACAUACUGGAUAAAGCAUUUUGAAGCAUGGCCUAAAAAUCUUCCGAGCGUUCAUGCUGAAAGGCAAACAAUGGCUGCUGUAUUGUGGUUAGUGGAACUGUACACAAGGCCUGUGCAUUUUUGUCAUGUUGCUCGCGCAGAAGAAAUACAGAUGCUUCGUUUGGCUAAAGAUCGUGGUUUACCCAUUACUUGCGAGGCUGCACCACACCACUUAUUCCUGACUGAGGAUGACCUGGACACCAUAGGUCAUGGACGAGGUCGUGUUUGUCCAUCACUCGGCACAAAAGCAGAUCAGGAUGCGUUAUGGGAAAAUUUGGACAUUAUUGACUGUUUCGCGACGGAUCAUGCUCCACAUGCAGUUUCUGAAAAGGAUAGACAGCAACCAUUGCCACCACCUGGAUUCCCUGGGCUUGAAACUAUGCUACCGCUCCUGCUAAAUGCAGUAAAUGAAGGGCGAUUAACCCUUGAAGACUUAUUUUUACGAUUGCACACUAAUCCAAUGAAAAUUUUCAACUUGGCUCCACAACCCAAUACCUAUGUUGAAGUAGACAUGAAUGAAGAAUGGAUCAUACCAUCUGAGAUGCCGUUCACUAGAUCUAAAUGGACACCAUUUGCUGGUAUUAAAGUGAGAGGUGCCGUUAAGAGGGUGGUCUUGCGUGGAGAGGUUGCAUAUAUUGAUGGUAAGGUCCUUUUACGUCCAGGUUCUGGCAUGGAUGUUAAAAAGACUACUCCCACCCCAGUGGUUUCAAAUGUACAGAAAACUACAGCCUUAAAGGUUUCUGUUCCAGAAAUGCCUUUUACUACUCAGCAAAUUAGCCCCAGGCCUGGUACUUCUGAAGGGCAACUCGGAUUACCACCUAAAGUACAUAGAGUAUCAGAACCACCUAGUGGCCUACCAAUACCACAUUUUGGACCAGUCGGUGAUGCAGGUUCUGGUUUAUUGAUGACAAAGAGAAUUGAAAGUGACAAAGGUAUGACACCUCAAAAUGCAAAUGUGCUUAGGGGAGCUAUAUUGGGAAGUGGAGGAAUAUCGGGUAAUUUGGAAGGUAAACUUCAUCCUCAACAUGGUUUGGUUGGUUCUGAUGUAUUGAAGGUUUCCCAAUUCACCAAAGAACAACUUCACCAUUUAUUCAAUGUGGCUCAUGCUCUUCGUAACAUGGUACAAAGAGAGAAAUAUCUUGGAAACAUUCUAAGCGGACGAGUUAUGGCAUCUUUGUUUUACGAAGCCAGCACGAGAACAAUGUGCUCUUUUCAUGCUGCAAUGCAUCGCUUAGGUGGAUCCGUUAUUGCAAUGAACAAAGCGUCAUCAUCUGUGUUAAAAGGUGAAUCUUUAACCGAUUCUGUGCAAGUCAUGUCUGGUUACUCUGACAUUAUUGUGUUGCGCCAUCCAGAACCAGGAGCUGUAGAAAGAGUUGCAAGGCACGUCAGAAAACCUGUCAUCAGCGGGGGAGAUGGAGUUGGAGAACACCCUACUCAAGCUUUGCUCGAUGUCUUCACUAUUCGAGAAGAACUUGGAACAGUCAAUGGAAUGACUAUAACCAUAGUUGGAGAUUUGAAGAAUGGUCGGACUGUUCAUUCACUUGCUCGUUUGCUAACUUUGUAUCGUGUCAGUCUUCGCUAUAUUUCACCAGAAUCAUUGGAAAUGCCAAAAGACACUUGCGACUACGUCACAUCCAGAGGAAUUCCACAACGUGUUUAUUCGUCUCUUGAAGAAGCUUUGCCUGAUACUGAUGUUCUGUACAUGACUAGGAUUCAAAAAGAACGUUUUCAGUCGAACGAAGCAUAUGAAAAAGCAGUCGGAAAAUUUGUGCUCACUCCACAUUUGAUGACAAAAGCCAAGCAAAACAUGGUGGUCAUGCACCCACUACCAAGACUUGGUGAGAUCAAAGAAUCUGUUGACAGUGAUCCUAGAGCUGCUUACUUCCGCCAGGCCGAGUGUGGACUGUAUAUCAGAAUGGCAUUGUUGUGCAUGGUUCUUGGAAAGUAUUGAUUGUAAAUCUUUUGAUAAACCUGACAUUUUUACCAUUGUGUCUCUUCACUUGCUUCUUUCUGUAAAUAUUACGUCUUUUUGUUGCUAAUGUUUGAAUUUGUAAGAUGAGUUGUGAUAAUCAUUAAAAAGAUUGAUUGUGAACAAAUUUGAAAUCUAAUGUAACCAUUUUUUGAUCAAUCAUACUCGAAGGCAAUCAUGAUAAUGUCAUAUGAUAUUUCAUCUUCGUUUGUGUUUCUUAUGCGGAAUUUUAUAACUCUUCACCUUUUACAUGGUUAUGAUCAUUUUGACCUAGUUUGUGUAUUUCUGCCAUUUUCAAGUCUUCUGCAAUGGAACAAAAUAAUUGCCAUAUUUUGACAUUGAUUUUCUGUGGAAAUUACACAAGUGUUAUAUCUUUUUUAAUGUUUACAUUGUAACCGCUAAUCCAAAUGCGGUAGAGCAUCCAAAAAGUUAAACUAUAUGUAUCUACUGAAUGUCAUAAAUGCCAAAACUGAAAUUUUAUUUGAGCUGUAACCAAAAAAUACAUUCCAACCACAAAAUAUUAAUAUCUGUACUUAUAAAGACAAACUAAAUGUGUGGACCCUUAAACUUUACUUCUUUUAUUACGGCCUUUGUGUAAACAGUCUAUCCUCAAAUUUGAAAUUUCAUGACAAUCAAAAAUACCAAAACUGUGUGCCUAGUUCAAGUGUAAACAUUACAUAAAGAUAAUUUGGUAAUAUCUCAUCUCUGCGAAUUUGUUCCCCAAUCAUAUCAUUACCAUCUUUUACUCCCAUUAUUUCAAAAUAUUUACCUGAAUGAUAAUUGGACGAAAUCAAAUCAUCAACGGAAAUAAUGAAAGCGAAUGCUGCCUCGCACCAUAUGGUACUUAAUAUUUCAUUACAUUAUGUUUAAAAGUGUAAUAUUGCUUUUGCAUCAAAUACUGAAUUGCCAUGUCCAAAACUUUUCUCAUAUUUCAAUUUUUUCCACCUGCCAUGACCAAAAUAGUGUAGAAAUUUCCAUUUCAGUAUGCUGCUUUGUGUUUAAAUUUUUCUCCCAAGGGCAGGCAGCAAAACCGUAAUGAUUGUUUUGAUUCAAGUGGUACAUUAUUGGUAGGAUUAAAAGUAGAAAAUGGUGAUGCAACAAAAUGUUAAAUUUGUUAUUAUUUUCAAUUGAAAGCACAUGAUAUCCAAGCAAAAAUCUGAUCAGGAUCUACCACCUGGCUGAGAAAAGCUGAUAACAUGACAUGAAAACAUUAGUGCAAACCACAAAUUCUGGUCCUAGUCAGCCUUUGGAUUAGUUUAGUAUCCAAUUGAAUGGACUAAACUGGUAUUAUAGAAAUUUUGUGUAAGAAAAUUUUGUUUUUUGAACCAUUUUUUUUGAAUACUCAUCAACAUGAUGGUGAAAAUUAAUGAGCCAAUAAAAGAGUCUUAAUAUGUUACCCAAAUGUGAUAUUAUGUGAAAUACCUUGUUUCAUGACUUGACCAAAUAUUUGCAUUUUGUAGUAGGGUAUUGGUUUCUUAUUAUUGUGUGAAUAAUAUUGAGACAAUAUAUUGGUAAUAUCUUACCAAUGAACGUGAAAUAAGUUUGAAUGUUUUGAUAUUACAUGGAAAAGUUAUCAUUAGGUCCUAUCUGACUCUUAAUGUGAAUCAACACAGACCAGUAUUGCAUUCAUUACAAAUAAUUCUUCCACAAUAGAGCUUUUGCAAUAUUUACGAAUUUUCCACUGCUGCUAUUGCUUCUGCCAAUUUUUCUAUGCUUGCCAACUGUGUGAAUUUGUUAUCAAAUUUUUUUUCUGCAUCUCUUGUCAU